Messenger RNA from Botrytis byssoidea, 609 nucleotides. RefSeq lists its product as uncharacterized. The record is from RefSeq and is a predicted model, not a curated record. Bases 1 to 609 code for a protein of 202 amino acids. The transcript is spliced from 2 exons. Lineage: Eukaryota; Fungi; Ascomycota; Leotiomycetes; Helotiales; Sclerotiniaceae.
AUGAUUUCCAUACAUCUCAUGAAGAUUAUCAUUUCCUUCAUCCUGAUUGCUUUCGCACCUGCGGCUGUUAUUGGUUCCUCUGGCCCUCAAGAAAGUUCCAAGAGUGUUUCUAUCUUCUCUGCUGGCAUCUCGACAAUCCUCGUUUUCGAGACACAUAGCGGCUUCUUCAAAGAUAAAUGUGCACAACUUGCUACGUACACGACACCCACCCAAAUUGCAGGUUCAACAUACACUGGAAUCUUCGCUGGAUGUUGUUUCUUGCUCUUGGAUGAAGCAGGCUCCUGCCAAGACAAUCCCUCAUGUCGUCCGGCAUAUGUUACAAAGACAGUAUCCUAUUACCUUAAAAAUGAUGGACCGGAAGCACCCUCAAAAACAGAUCCCCCACCCAUUAUUGGAAAUCCGACGGAGACUUCGGCUCCUAGUUCGAGUGCGGGUAAUGGAAUGAUGCCUGCGAAUUUGAUGCUGAUGAUUUUUUUUCUCUGUUGUAGGAGUUCUGAAUGGAAUGGGGCUUUUAUUUUGUGGUUAGACAAGAGUAUUGAGAAUGGGGAAUCAAUAUUAGACCGGAGAGUGCUAGGAUGUUGCGUCGAUAGGAGGAUUGCAGAAGUAUAA